GUGAGAGUGAGCGUGGGUCGAUGACGUCAACUCCAGGUCGUAGAGAGCCGGCAGAGCUCAGAGAGGUGAGAGAGUCAACGACCUACCGCACCGCAGCGUGAGUGAGAAGUGUUUCCUGGAGAUUUCCCCGCCGUCCUCUUUCCGCCUGAGAAUCCUGCUAUGCACUGACGCUCCCGUGAACUCAUGCCUACAGCCUAAACUCCACAGGCAGAGAGAUAGAUAGAUAGAGAGAGAUAGAGAGAGCAGAUAACCAAACCAAACCAGGCUCCGUCUCUGCGCCUCAGUGUUUGUGUGUGCGUCAGUGAGUGGAGACGAUCCUGCAAUCAGUGCUCAGGUAAACGCAGCAGAGGAUCCGGAAGAACUCGCACAGCCAGUUGUUGUGUUUUUGCUGGCGUUUCCAGCGUGGAGCUGAAGGAGCUGAAGUUCCCGAGAGUGUGAAAGUGAGAGGACAGCUGCUCAAACAUGAUGGAGUUAAAGAAGAAGAAGGUGUUCAUCCUCCUGGACGUCCUCUGCGUCCUUGUCGCUGCGAUGCCCUGCAUGAUCCUGACAUUGAUGUUCAAGCCUUACCAGCGUGGUGUGUACUGUGAUGACGAGAGUAUCCGAUACCCAUACAAAUCAGACACCAUCUCUCAUGGCAUGAUGGCUGCCGUCACCAUCCCCUGCUCCAUUAUCAUUAUUACCUUAGGAGAAGCUUACCUGGUCUACACCAAGCGUAUCUACUCAAACUCGGGCUUUAAUCAGUAUGCCGCUGCACUUUACAAAGUGGUGGGGACGUUUCUGUUUGGCGGCUGCGUGAGCCAGUCUCUGACGGACAUGGCCAAAUUCACUAUCGGACGGCCGCGGCCCAACUUCAUGGCAGUUUGUGUUCCGACCGUGUGCAAGGGCUACAUGCUACAGAUAAACUGCACAGGAAACCCUCGCAACGUGACUGAAUCAAGGUUGUCCUUCUAUUCGGGCCACUCUUCCUUUGGGAUGUACUGCAUGCUGUUUUUGGCGUUAUAUGUGCAGGCACGCAUGGCUUUCAAAUGGGCACGCCUCCUUCGACCCACAAUCCAGUUCUUCCUGGUCGCGUUUGCUAUUUAUGUGGGAUACACGCGAGUGUCGGACUACAAACACCACUGGAGUGAUGUGCUUGUGGGUCUCCUGCAGGGGGCACUCAUUGCAAUCCUUAAUGUGCGAUACGUCUCCGAUUUCUUCAAGGAGCGGCCUCCCCUCUGCGAACACACCAAGGCGGCUGAGAACGAGGAGAUGGAGAACAAGCCCAGCCUGCAGAUAGCGGAGCCGGAGAGAAAUAACCAUUACAACUUCGCAGGGAACGUAUGAGUGACCAUUAACAUGUGAGCUUCAGGCCGACAUUUCCACUGAUUGCACCAAAUCCCUGAAAACGUAACCACUGGACAGGCUGCAGUGCUGCUCUAUAUGAUGACCCCCCCACAUACUCGUACCAGAGGCAUCAGCGCAGCUUCUGUAGCCCCCAAACUGAGUGGCACUGACUACAGACUCUCCUCCGUAUGAGGACUAAAACUCCUCUUUAUAUUCCUGUGAGUGUGUGUGUGUAUGUGUGUGUGCGCGAGUGUUGAUGUGUGUGUGUGUGGAAUCACAUGCAGUAUUUCUAUGUUCUUUGCUUUAGAGGGUCUGACAUAUUUAUACUCGGAUUAUUUUAUAUCGUAUUAAUAGUACAACUGCUCAAAAAGCCACACGUCACCUUUGGUAAAGAAAACUGACCAUUGAACCUUUAAAGCAACAACUGAUAAUGGGCUCCAAUGACAACUAUAACUGGGUGGGAUGUUUUUCACUUUAUAUAUAAUUAGCUUAUCCGGGCUCCACCCACAAAUGCAGUCUUUUGGUGCAGCUGUUGCUCGGUCGGACAAGCUUUGUAGAACGCUGGCAAAAUUCAGUUCAGUCUAAUGAGAAAUUGGAGUUCACAACUCAACUUAUGUUAAAAUACCAAAAUAAUCCGUGUCAGAUCACUACUGUUUCAUUAGUCACAUAACAUCAGUUUCCAGUUUAACAUGUACUCCUGAGCUGGACUGCGUUGCUGCUAUUAAUCAAAUUUUAUGGGCAACAACAGAAUUUAUUGCUUUGCUAACAUUAGGUUGAUUACACGACUAAAACAAUUACAUCUAAUCUGUCCAGCACAUACAACACAAAUAGCAUUUGAAAUGAAUAAUAUACUGAAUACACAGUCGUAUGUAAAGGUUUGGUCACUUCUGCUCAAGUUACUGCUACAAAUGUUUUGUUGAUUUUUCUGAAAGUAAGUUCCUCUACAGAGAGGAACUACAGAACUAUACACUUCUGCAUAGUUAAUGUUUAUUUGCUGAAUUUAACAUAUUGGGAAAAACUAAAGCAUAGUUCAAUUAAAAUGUGGCCAGUGGAAAAGUUAUGACUUAUUUUAGAUUUAAUGUUUUAUUUUUUCCGAUAUGUCAAACUCAGAAAAAUGCCAUAUUUAAGAGUUUUCUCUGUAGAGGAUGUUUUAACUUAUUUUCACUUAGAAAACAAACAGAACAUGUCAUUUGAACGGGGGCCGAUGUGUUGGUGUGCGAUUAUGUAUUUUGGCAAAAAAACAAACAUUCUGUUAUGAUUUCAGGAUAUUGAACGUGAUUAUUGUAGGAUGAAUGACAAUGUUCUGUAAAGCUUGUCCAACCUGGCAAAGAAUGUAUUUGUGGGCGGAGCAUGGACAGGUCAGUUAUGUGCCUUGAGCACCAGCUUUUUGGAUGAAGGAGUGAAAGAGCUGUAAAAUACAGUUAUGAAGCCAAGAGCAGAUAGAAAAUGAAAGUCAUAAAGAAAACACUGAAAACGAGUGAAACUGAAAGGUAGUGUUGAAAAGUCUGUCCCACAUCCACUACACAGUGGAAAUUGUGCAAUCAGUUUUCUUUGUUGUUUGACAGUUCUCUGUAGGUUUUUAAGACCUUUUAAAAGACAUUUAAUAUCAUACCCUGUAGUGAUGGCUUAAUCACUUUUAUGACCCACCAUUUGGCAGUAAUCUUAGUGAAAUGUUAUGCCUUAGUUUAUAUUCCUCCCUAACUCAUCCUUUGAAGGGCUUCAAAGGUGGACUGCAUCGCAUAACAAAUUUUAUAUGUUAAUUUUAUGUUAAUGUUUUUUUUCCUGAAUAAAUACCACUAGCUAACUACUGCGUAUGUGCAGGCCUAUUACAGUUUUUCUUCUGUUUUAAUAUUUUAAAAUGUGAAUUUAGGGGGCAGUCAGAGCUAGAAGACUAAGACAUAAUUACCCAUAAUUACCCAUACUAAUUAUGGCUCCGUUCCCCAAUGAGGAGGAAUGGAAUCUGCCUUCCUUAAAGGACUGUUAGCAUUAUGCAAGCCUGCGUUAGAAUGAUGCUAAGGAAGACAGUCAUCAUGUUGGCCUGGAUUGGCAGGGUUCUGUGUUCCUGGAAGAUCAUCUGUAGCAUGAGUAUGUUUUGGAAGUAGCAGUAGGUGAACAAUAUCACGGGGACCUGUGUGUGCCUGGUUCAGAUUUUCAAAGUUAAGAGAGAAUUCCACCCAUUUUUCAAAAAAAUCUGCAUAAUUCAGUCUUUGAGAUGUAAGCAGAUUAAUUCAGAGUGGUUUGGUGUGAAGUGGUUCAUUGUAGAGAAGCUUGCAGACUCUUUUCUUUACAGUGGUGCUGAUAGGAACCAGGUGUCACAAUGUCUACAACACAAAUAUAGUAAUUUUAUUUAUUAUCCAAAACCACCAGUGAACCUACACAUCUUCUGAGUUUUAAGAGGUAAAAUAGUGGUAAUCUGAAUGUUUUCUUUGGGGACUGUUUUAUACCCUACCAGUACACUACUGAAAUGAUCCAAAAUGAAUUGGAAUAAAAUCUGUUUACAUUAACUAGCAUUGAAAGUUAAGAACAUUGUUGCCUUCUCUUGUAAAGUUCCUGUUUUGGAGAUUUAAUCUCAGAACUAUCGUAAAACAACUUCAGAUGCAUCAGGCAGUGUAUUUUUAACCAUUUCAUGUAAUAACUUUGUGUGAGGGAGCUUUUAGAGGCAUUAAACUCUUCAGAUGUCUGGUUCCCAUCACCACCACUGUGAACAAUUCUGACUCUAGAACAGAGCAUUUCACGCCAAAGCACUCUGAAUGACUUUGUUUACCAUUUAUAUAUGCAGGAAUUUAGAAAAAUCUGCAGAGGUCCUUUUAAAACUGCAGAACAAAAUGUAGCUCUUGGCGAAACACUGCCUGAUGUGCAUGAAGGGACUUCAUUUGUUCACCAUGCAGCUCACAGUGAAUAUAUAUAUAUAAAUACAGUAAUAUAUGACUUCAGUACAGAAGGUGUUGGUAUUUUAUUUGUUGCCAUGCUCCUUGUGUAUUGAUCUGUUUACCAAUAUGAUAUUUAUAAUUACUAUUUGGGCCGUAAUAACAGCCUGGUGGCUUCACUAAAAUAACCAAACACACAAAAUCUGUUAUUUUAGACAAAACAGACCGAGUCUGAUCUGUUUUGAGCACUACAUCUGGCUAUUUGAGUAUUGUAUAAAUGAAGCCUUAGCUUUUGUAGAGCCAUAACAUGUAUCAAAAAAUGCAAAGAAAUGUAAAAUUAGUGUAGAAAUUGGUGCAUCACAAAAUCCACUGCAUAUCAGAUUGUUGUGUAUAGACAUACAACUCCUUUCACAUAGAAUAUUCACAUUAAACACUAUGUAAUAUAUAAGCUUCAUGUCCACAUUCCAUCCACAGUAUAUAGAAAUAUGCUGAAUAUGUUUUGCAUUCACGCGUGACUGCAUGUUCACGUUCACAGAUUCAAGCACAUUAACCUUGCUAACUACGAGCCGUGCAUUUCACUGAUUCUGCUUCAGUUGCAAGAUUUUUAAAGGACUCUAUAUUUACUCAGUGUGAGUGAUUUUUCUCAUUUUUUUCUCCACCGAACAGAGACUCACUCUGUUACUGUGGCAUAGCUGCUGAAACCGAAAGGCCUUAAAAUAGAGCGGGGUCCAGCACGACUGGGGGUGGGUUGUGCGAGGGUAGCUCACCUUUUGCAAAGCGUUUUUAAUUAUGUGUAUAAACUGAAUGUGAAAAAUAUGCAAUGUAUUACUACAGUUUGCCUUGUUCACUUAUAUUGAAUACUAUUUGAUGCUCGUGUUGAAUGUCAUGUUAUAACCCUGUUGCUCACCAUUGUGUGUCAAAUUAGCCUGUCGCUAACCUUAAUAACCUUGCUGUGUUCGCUCUGUAAUGCACAGAUUAUUGCAUUAUCUUGUAUUCUGUCCUGAGCCCCUGAUAUUGCAGCAAGUAGUAGUUCCACUGAGAGUAAGGUUUAUUAUGGCUUAUUAUAAUAUUACUACAGUGUUAUAGUAAUAGGCCAUAAGCCAACCUACUGCUGCUGUGGACCAUAUUGUUUUUUUGUUUUUUUUGCAUGUAUUAAAUCAUUCAGAAUUCCUGACAGUUUCAUGAUGUAUCCUAAGGCUGAGUAGUUUGAAUCAGAUGUUUUUUGUUCUGUGCUAUACAGUUUGUGGAAAUAGCAGGAAUACAUAAUGACAAAACAAAGGUUUUAGUUUAAAAAAUGUUGAAAUCAUACAAAGAAACAAAGCCUAUAACACUCCAGUGUAACAGCUUUGACUACAGAGCGAUCUUUCUUCACAAACACGAUAAAAAAUUUUAUAGUUUUUUUAUCAUUUUGUCAAAAUGCUGACCAUAGCUGACCAAUUUGCGGACACAUCAGUCAGGAACGCCAUCUUCCUUCAGAACUACAAAAUCUUUAUGCAGUUUAUUUUCUUUUGUGUUUUUGAAAAAUGUGAGCGAGUCCACUGAACAAGUGUUUGUUUUUUUUUUGGAAGGGUUUAUCUGUCAUUCCAUGCCACUGAUUUUAAAGCUAGGCCUCCAAAGUCGUAUGCUUGAGCCCAAGUGCCUACAGACCUACAGACGACUUCUCUCAUUGCAGCAGGUGAUCUGUAAUGUUGCUGUUGCCAUCACUGGCCUUCACUGUGACCUUCUCAGAGCUUCUGAUUGUACAGCUUAUGCAUAUUGCACACAAUAUUUUUUCUACAUGUAUUUUUAUGUAUGUUUUGUCUAUAACUACUGUAUGAUGAAUAAAAGCAAUUACUCAUUGUA
Molecule: messenger RNA, 6032 nt
Organism: Colossoma macropomum (tambaqui)
Lineage: Eukaryota; Metazoa; Chordata; Actinopteri; Characiformes; Serrasalmidae
Gene: plpp2a
Product: phospholipid phosphatase 2a
Exons: 6
Coding region: 463-1323 (286 amino acids)
Biological process (GO): signal transduction; phospholipid dephosphorylation; phospholipid metabolic process
Molecular function (GO): phosphatidate phosphatase activity
Source: RefSeq, a predicted model, not a curated record